UGUCAGACACGAAUUUUGUUCGAAUUUUGUUACACUCUUAUAACAGUAUAGGUGAAUCGGCGACGUUAAAGACAUUACUUGGAUCAUUUAAAAACGAUUUUCCUGCGCUUGGUAUUACGUAAAGCCUUCGGUCGUUAUCGUUAUUAUCUGAUCGCGGUAACAAAAACUCGGCGUUAAUCAUCGCCGGGAAUGCCCCGGAAUAGGUCCCGACAAUGCAUAACGAGAACAGUAAGCCGGCUAUUAUUUCCGCUGAUAGGAAUCUUUAACUACACCGAUUGUUUCUCUGUCGCGUAUCUCGGUCGAAAAUAACAGUACCAGAGUUUGACGUGGAAGGUAUAAAUUUACGGUCGCGCGAUCACGCUCGAUAUUAGUGCCGAUUCCAACGACAGAGGAGCUUCGAAAAUUGCCACCAUGAAGUACCUGUCCAUUCUUCUUUGUCUCUUCUUGUGUUAUGAACUGUCGUCGCAACAUCGCAUCCGAGGUUUCGGUCCCGAGAGGAGGAUGCGCGACGCGAUCUUCGAGGAGUGCGCUAAGGAUGCGGGCGUGACGGUCGAGGAACUGGAUGCUUUGGAUUCCGGGGAAGCGAGGGAGAAAUUUUUGAACGGCGACGGAGACUACAGAAAUGUCGGGUGCUUCUCAGCGUGUCUGCUGCAACGCCACGGUUUCAUGGAUGGAGACACUUUCGCCAAACGACCCACGCCAGAUUACGCCGGCUCCUUGGACGAACACAGAGAUAAUUUCAUAAAAGGCGUACGUGCUUGCGAGGAAACCGCCGAGGGUGCCGGCGACGCGUGCGACGUGGCUCUCGCGUUCGAAGUGUGCAUGGAAAAGACGAAGGACGCCUUGUGAAUCAUGAACUGAUUUUUACGACGAGAAUGUUAGUUAUUGUAGCGACUAGUAGCCAUCGCAAUCGAGUGUAAUUAAGCUAUCGAUGUGAAUAAAAUUGUGAAUAAAA
This is a messenger RNA of Megalopta genalis, 955 nucleotides long. RefSeq names its product odorant binding protein 12 (gene Obp12). Gene Ontology annotation, molecular function: odorant binding. NCBI's taxonomy places the organism in Eukaryota, Metazoa, Arthropoda, Insecta, Hymenoptera, Halictidae. The record is from RefSeq and is a predicted model, not a curated record.